Messenger RNA from Colletotrichum chrysophilum, 1173 nucleotides. RefSeq lists its product as uncharacterized. Gene Ontology annotation, cellular component: spliceosomal complex. Lineage: Eukaryota; Fungi; Ascomycota; Sordariomycetes; Glomerellales; Glomerellaceae. The coding region runs from base 1 to 1173 and encodes 390 amino acids. The transcript is spliced from 2 exons. Gene Ontology annotation, biological process: mRNA splicing, via spliceosome. The record is from RefSeq and is a predicted model, not a curated record.
AUGGCCUCACCCAUGGAGUCCUCAGCAGCCGACCCUCCAACAGUCCUCUUCCGCGCAGGCAAGAAGCGCAAAGCCGGCUUGCGCCAACGCGCCGCAUCCCCCGAAGAAACAGCAAACGCCGCCGCCGCUGAAUCGAAGCCGACGACAACGGACCCGACUUUGCAGCCGACCGAGACGGCAUCCUCAAGGACGGAACUCGAUAUCUCAGAUAAGGAAGCGACUGAGGCCAUCCCGUCAACAUUGCGCCACCGCGCGCGCAAACGUCUCAACGGCGUCGGGUUCUCGGCCCGCGCGACGUCCGGCCCUUCAGAAGACUCGCCCGCAGCAGACCUCUCACCAUCCCGCGCUCUUGUGCCCGCAACAUCACAACCUGACGAUGAUCCCCUGAUCGCAAAACGCUUUGCCCCGCAGACGGGUCUGGCGACCACCAUUGUAAACAAACACAUGUAUGUAUUCCCACCAAGCAACCCGCUGCGGUACAUCCAGGCCCUUUGCCCAGAGACUGAUCAAGCAAGGAUGGAAUACAUAGAAUCCCACCUCUCUAACCGCAACCCCUCCCCCUCCGCGGAGACAACAGCACAUACCUCAUCGUCGCUUUCCUCCACCGCCCCGGCACCCGUCGCGGGGAACGACAAAAAGGCACAACCCAUCAUGCAAGGGAAGCUCAUGGAGGUCGAUCUGGGCGACGAGGUCCGCGCCCGCAAUCAGGCCAUGACCGAAAAGGCCGCCCGACGUCUGUUGGGCGAGUCUGUACCUGACGAGGAGCCCGAAGGCGGACCGCGCAAGGCAAAGAAGCCGAGGCUUGGCCGAGACGGCAAGCCCUGGCGACCCAGGAACCGUCGCGGGAGCGACGACGUCAAGCGUGAUCAGCUCGUGGAAGAGAUCCUGCGCGAGAACAAACUCGAUGUCUAUGAUGUGCCUGCUACGCAACAACCUCAGUAUGAGGGCGAUGGCGACGCAGACGAUCGCAUCGCCGAGGAAUUCCGGCGCGAGUUCAUGGAUGCCAUGGUGCAGCGACAGCAGAAAAAGAAGGCGGCCGCGCCGCCAGCUCGGGCAGGUGCUCGGAAGGCGGAUGAGGAUGUGCUCAAAGGCCCCAAGCUGGGCGGCAGUCGUAAUUCCAGAGCUGCUAUGCGUGACUUACUACUCAAGAAAGAGAAGGAGGGCAAGCGAUGA